Messenger RNA from Archocentrus centrarchus (flier cichlid), 5499 nucleotides. It is a transcript of the gene crtc3, whose product is annotated as CREB regulated transcription coactivator 3. Gene Ontology annotation, molecular function: cAMP response element binding protein binding. Gene Ontology annotation, biological process: positive regulation of transcription by RNA polymerase II; protein homotetramerization. The transcript has 15 exons. The record is from RefSeq and is a predicted model, not a curated record. The coding region runs from base 1116 to 3029 and encodes 637 amino acids. NCBI's taxonomy places the organism in Eukaryota, Metazoa, Chordata, Actinopteri, Cichliformes, Cichlidae. Gene Ontology annotation, cellular component: cytoplasm; nucleus.
AUGUUUUUCUCCCAGUAGUACGAGGAUAACAAACCAGCCGAUCUGAGUUGCUGUUACUAGCUCUCUCAACCGAGGGCGAAUGAGCUAAAACCACGGGCAGCAUUUUUUUUGCUGAGAAGACUCCUGGCUUAUCAGUGACGAGGAAACAUCUUUUUUUUCUGUCGGCGCUGUUUGUUUAUCUUCGUGGAGUCGUCGGGCUGGAGUUUGUCUGAGGUCUCUGCUGUCCGUGGAUUAACAUAAGAGUCGACUCCGAAGCGCUGUCAUAUCAACUAAAGUGUCAAACUGUGGAUUGUGAUCCUUGCAUCACUUGUGACUAUUCAGCGGCUGAUUGUUUCCUCGGUUUUUGUUGUUAACAAAGUUGAACUACAGCUAAGUCUAUGCAAAACGAGCGGACACUUGUUGAAAUACAAUUUGGCGAGUAAACCUUUGCUCAACUGCGGGUCAGCUUUACUAGCGGUAGUGGAGAGAUUUAGCUAACAAGGCUAUCAACUUUCUCUAACCGCAGCUGUAAAUAUUUGGGUAGAAGGUUCCUUUAAAGGAUACUGACAGAGGGCAAAUGUCAAGCCGAUAAAGUGCAUUUGACGGAAUUGAGAUGGGACUGACAGCAGCUUAGCUAACUAGCUGUCGCCGUUGCUCUCCGUUCACUUCCAGCGUUAUGUUAGCAGUGACAGCUAACGCUAUGUUAACGAUAGAUUCAAACAAGUGGUUCGUUGGAACAGUGUCACUGUGAAGUUAUAUCUUGACUUUAACUUGUUAUCACCACGACAUUUGCCUCGAAAGUUAAAGCAAAUAUAUACUUUGCAAAGUCUCUAUUUGUCCGCAUUAUAUUCACAAGCGAACAACUUUUAUUAAAGGGAGCGUUGGACAUUAGCCUAGCUGCGUUAGCUGUCCGCUCGUCUUGUAAAAACAUUGAAACACUGCAGCCAGCCGAGCUGACUCUGAAAGUAACUUUGGUCAAGCAGUAACGUGGGGUCUGGUUUUAAAAUACUGAUGGGUUUGCUACAGCGCUUUCUGAGAGACUUUGAAAAAUAGACCCCACCAGCACAGUCUUUCACUCCCCCACUCCCCCCCCCCCCAAAACAAGUAGCUGAAGUUGUUGAACUGCGGCCCGCACAAUGUCCGGCUCCCCGGGCACAGGUGGCUCGAACCCCAGGAAGUUCAGCGAGAAGAUCGCGCUUCACAAUCAGAAGCAAGCAGAGGAGACGCGGGCCUUUGAACAGCUGAUGACGGACCUCACUGUCUCAAGGGUUCAGUUUCAGAAGAUUCAGCAGCUUCGUUUGUCUCAGUCAAGGGCGCAGUACUACGGAGGCUCUCUGCCCAACGUCAAUCAAAUCGGCAACACCAGCACUGAAUUUCAGGGUGGCUUCCCUCCAGGCUUGGACUCAGUGAGAGGGACACGCCACCAUGGCCUAGUUGAGAGGGUCCACAGGGACCGCAAUCGGAUCAACUCUCCCCAUCGCCGACCCCUUGACAAGCACGGCCGGCAGGUAGAGAGCUCUCCAUAUGGAACGGUGUACCUGUCACCACCUCCGGACAACAACUGGAGAAGGGAACAACAGCCAUGGACUGAGGAAAAGCGGCCGGGGUUUAGAUUAAUAUCACAACUCAACAGAACCAACUCAGACUCUGCUCUUCAUACAAGUGCUAUGAACCCAAACCCUCAGGACCCGUUUGGCAUGAACCAGCAGAUGGGCAGAGGACCUCCGCAGCGCAAUGCUAGUGUAAAUGAGGCAGAGGUGGACAGGUCUGGAGAUGUCUUUUCUUUCCCUACCAUCCCUAAUGAGGAGAAUCUAAUAGGUGUCAGUAAGCCCCUACCCAAGCAGCUGUGGGAGGCCAAGAAGGUCCAGACUCUGGCAUCUAGGCCUAAAUCAUGUGAAGUGCCUGGAAUCAAUAUAUUCCCAUCUCCAGAGCAGAACCCCAGUCUGUCUCACUACCAGGGCCCGUUAAGUACCGGUGGCUCAUUGCCUGACCUCAGCAACCUGCAGUUUCCCUCUCCGCUCUCCACCCCGCUGGAUCCUGAUGACAACAGCGGGUACCCCAACAUCAGUGGGGGAAGCAGCACCGGAAACCUGCCAGCUGCCAUGAUGCACCUAGGCAUCAGUAACUCACCAGGUCUCUCCUCCUCUUUGAGUAAUCCCUCAAUCCAGGCUUCCCUCAACAACUGCCAGCUGCAGUCUUCACUCAGCAAUCCCUCCAUCAACUCAUCCCUGCGUCUGUCCAGCAACUCCCCGCGGCGAAGGCCAGCUCCUAUCAGCCCCCUCACCCUGUCUCCUGGAGCUGAGCAGCGCAGGAGUCUGGCCAAGCAGCUGUCUCCCACCAUGUCCCCCUCACUGUCCCCCAUCACACAGGGAGUCGCUUUGGAUACCAGCAAUAUGCCAAGGGAGCCACCCCCGCCCUAUCCACUUUACCAACAAUCCCAGCAUGCAGUGGACCAGGGCCGACAACGCCAACAGCAGCAGCCACCACAACAACAGCAACAGCAGCCUGUUUCUCCGCUUCAGAGCAUUCCACUAGACUUCAACACGAGCCAACCCAACAAUUUGGCAGCUCUCUUCAACGACCCCUUCAUGGAGCCACAGUUCUCUAAUCGCCAGAACAAGACUAUCCCCUAUCAGUUGGAUCAGUUCAGUCUGUUGGAAAAUACAAUGAGCUCCUCAGCAGGGGGGUCUUGCUUCGAUCCAUCGUCCUCCUCCCUCUAUUACUCCCAGGCUGCUCAGUCAGGGAUGGGUGGCAGCCACGGCACCCUGCAGGACCACAUGCACAUGAGGUCCAAUAUGUUGUACUCCAACUGCAGCGGAGGACUGCCCAAUAUCAUACUGACUGAUGACUCCAACCCGAGUCUGUCCAAGGACAUCAGCAGUGCGCUCUCCACGGUGCCCGAAUGUUUUGACUCAGAGGUAGGCUUCCCGUUGGAGGACGAGCUGCGCAUCGAGCCCCUCAGCCUGGAUGGACUGAGCAUGCUCAGUGAUCCCGACAUGGUGUUGCCAGACCCAUCUGUGGAGGAUACUUUCCGCAGUGACAGACUUUGAAUGUGAAAAGCACCACACGUGUAAAGAAACACACACAUAGACACACACACAGAUUUGCAGUGUAUAGUGUACAAAUCUGAAUAUGCAUGCAAACAGUCUGUAUAUGGCCACUGUGCAUGCAUCCACUGCCACUAAGAUUGAUGAAAUGUGAAAGACACAAACAUGGUCAUCCCCACUUUUAAAGAAGGAGACUUGUGAACAAACACUGUUUACGCCUGCUCUGAGCAAAGUUCCCCUCGUGCACGCUUGAGCUCAUCUUCCUCACGUUGUUUGAAAUGAUGCAGUUUUUGGGAUCUGAAGCAGUUCCAGCUCUGAGAUCCCCGCACCCCAGCCCCUCCAGACCGCUUCUCCCCUCUCAAACCAAAAGGAAGCCCGAGAGGAGCUCGAGUUCUCCCGCUUCUUUCACUCAUCACCAGCUCACAACACCCUCCACCCACCCCACCCCAAGCCAUGGCAACAUCAUCGCCAUGGUUACACACCAUAGCAACCCCACUGCUGCGCUGAAAGGCAACAGAAAUGCCAGCACACGAUUUACGUUUCCUAAAAUGUAUGAGCGAAGCCCAGAGCUGUGAUGAAGUCAGUUCUCACAGCUGGAGCAGCAACAUCUGCAUGAUUUUUAUUCUGCAGGUAAAGUCAAAUCCAGCUGUGCAGUGGCUACUUGAACAAUCAUGGAAGAAAGGAAGCUUGCAGGGAUUUGAGCUUUGCCAGUGUAUUUUGUAUAUGGUGAUAGAUGAUUUUUGAGAUGUUUGCCACAGACAUACAUGCUCACAUAUAUAAGCCUCAGUUUCAGUGUGACUAGAAUGUAUUUACCAACCUGAGACAAAAAGGGCAAACUGUUUACAAAGAGGACAUUUUAAUAUUACUACUAAAGACUUUAGAUUUGUGAAUUUUCUAAUUGAGAAAUCCAGUUCUGAGACGUUUUGUUUGUUUAAUUGCAAUUUGGAUGGAUCUCCACUUUUGUCAGUCACACGCGAGUCGGCUGUGAUUUUCUUUUUUUUUUUUUUUUUUUUUGUCUGGCACAGUUCAGACAGCACUGGGACAAAGGAACAUCAGAGUCUGUUUAAAAGGAACUUCACACAUUUUUGGAAAAUAAUGUACAUUCAUUGCAUAUGAUUUUAUUUUACAUUUUGUACUGACCUUGUAUCGGCGCUUUGAAUCUUGUUUUAAAAAAAAAAAAAAAAAAAAAAGGGCAUGCGCUGUGCAACUGUGGAUCGAUUAUGUCCUGGAUGUCUUUGCAUUCUCUUCUAUAGCAGUACAUGAACUCCCCUCCCUCCACCAGUGCUCUGUGGCUGAAGCUGCUGAGUGGGUCAAGCAGAGGCCAUGUAAUCACGUGGGCAUCGGACAUCAUGUAACAUUGCACUUAACGUCUUUUGCACUAAUUGGUUUUUAUUGUGUAAGAAGCCAAAACCCAAAGAAGCAGAAUGAAGCCAUUACUAAGAAACCUUCUGUGACUAAAUCUGUAUUUUCACUACACAUGCACUUGUUUCAGAAGGGCAGCAGGGGUUUGAUUUUGAUGUGAGAUGGAUUUUUUUGUUGUUGUUGUUUCCUGGGCUUUGAUCAGGUGGUCCAAUGAAAAUGUUUUUGUAAAGAGCUCAGAUUUACAGAUGAUUAUGUAAUGAAUAAGUCAUUUAGUGCCCUCUAGUGUUUGUUUUAGUAAAGUUAAAAAGCUAUUAUUUGCAGCCUGCUGUUUUACCUAUGCAACUUUUCAAAGAGUAACUGAAACCUGUUGAACAGGUGCAACUUGUACUUUAUGCAGUAUGACAAGGCUCACUGAUUAGCUCAGUGGGCGGGCUCAAGUUUUGCUAGAAGUUGCGAUAUUACAUAAGUCCGGUGUCCACAGUGUGUAUUGACUCUCAUGAGCAUUUGCAGUGACUGAUGUAAAGGAACUUGGAGGCGUCGUACCUGCACUGCGUGGACUGGUGGCUUCUUUCCGUGUAUCAAAGAGAUUCAGUGUCAUUAUUUGUCAAAAUGAAAAUGAAGAGGGGUGCUGGGGUUACAAUGAGGUUGUUUUCUAAAGAGUUUAUAUUCAGUUACCUGCUCUCUUGUUAACUGUGUAAAGACAGUGGGUGAGUGAUGGAACCACGUAGCAGUUUAUUUCCUUUUCAUUUGUCUGAUCCUUCCCGUGUACCAGCCUGUUUCCUGCUGGCUUAAUGCCUUCUGCUGCCUUACUUCCUUACUUUGUUGUAUUUCAUAUUCCAGCAGUAGCGUCCAUCAGCUAAUCAUCCCUUUAGCUUUAGCUCUGUUUGGUACUAACUGCCUGUGGUUCUUUUCCAUCACUUAGUCUAUUUAAUUUGUGUUUUUCGUUUUGGUGUCUUACUUUUUUUUUUUUUAGUUGCGUAUGGAAAUGUACAGUUCUGUUAUUUAAAGAAUGUUUUUGUCCACUAGUGUUACUACUUUUUUUGUAAUGUCAUUUGAGUUUUUGUUUUUCCCUAAGAUAUAAAAAUUUUAUUGGUUUGUAUCAUAUGUUAUA